AUGGCCACCAAGAUUGGAUCUGGAUCGUUUCGUGACCGGCUUCUGCCGUGGAACUGCGGCGUGUUGUCGUCGAAACUCGCCUUAAGACAUCAACCAAGCAUCUCAAACCAGAUCAGAAGUCUGCAUUUGUUCGAGCAUCACUCCCAGGCUAUGCUGAAAAGGGCCGAUCUCAAAAUCCCUUCAGCUACUACCUUAUUAUAUACGCGCACCUUGCAGUCAACGGUAGGAAGCUAUCCCUCUUCGUCUGCAUAUAUCAAGAGACAGGAUCCCAUGGGGUCAAACCCGGUCUUAUACGUAGAGAAGGGAUCCUUUACCCAGCAUUCUGAGGAAAUGCGAAUGGUGAAGGAAUGGUUUGCUGAAAGGAAUGCUCAGUGCGACGAAUUAGGAGUAAACCACAGAGCAUCAAUCUACGUGCAUGAAGCGAUCAAAAUUCAUCAACGCUGGCGUCUAACGAUGACAAUAGACCGCAAGACUUGUACGCCGGUUAUCAAGAUCAGAGACCUGCAGGACCCCGUAAAACAGCCAGAUGGUUCAUACUCGGGGAUGCAAUACCACUUCGAACUCAAAGACGGCGAGGAAAAGCUCGCUCCAUUCGUGGCCAACUUCGCAGCACGCCAUAAGCUGGGUAAAGUGUUGAGAGAGAGCUUUAAAAAGAUACUCUCUGCCGUGCACGAAAUCUUCACGAAAUGCCAAGCGCUCAGCCUUGAGGUCGACCUGUUGCGUCCGAUGGGAAACUAUAGACUCAUCUGUGUGAAUUCUCAUUUCGAAUUUGACGACGACGCGCCAAAAUUUGCCAGGAAGAAAUACACUGCGUCGCGAGAGGUGCUUUUUGAGGUUCAAGCAGAGCGUUUCGCAGAAAUUCAUGGUUUUGUCUAUGUCAAAAUGUCCGACGGCAAUAUCGGAACUGUGGUUAAUGGCGCGGGACUGGCAAUGUCAACGACUGAUGCCAUUCAACAAUAUGGAGGGCAGAGCAACAACUUUCUUGAUGUUGGUGGCCAGGCAACUACGGAGACUAUGCAGAAAGCUUUCAGAGUUGUGAUGAGUGAUCCUAAAGUCAAAGUUGUCAUCAUCAAUAUUUAUGGAGGUAUUACGAAAUGUGACAUGAUUGCAGAGUCUAUCAUCGCGGCAGCAAAAGACUAUCUCAUUGGCGUAGAGGUGGUAGUCAGAUUACAAGGCACAAACGCCGAAGCUGGUCUGAAAAUGAUUGAGGAUGCCAAUCUUGGCUUCCAUGUGGAAAGCGGUUUCGCGGCCGCGGCAUCGAAAGCUGUUGAGCUCUCCAAGGCUGUCAAGAAUAAGCCGAUAUCUCCAAAGAGACUUGCAGCGCUUGAUCGUCUCGGUCCACUCGACGAGAAGGAGCUGUGGGAUGAUGAGAAGUUGGAGAAGGGAAAAAGGAGGAAGGCUAUGAAAAUGAAACAGAAGAGAGCGAGGGAGAGGGAGAUUAAGAGAAAGACUACAGAGAAAGAGGAAAGGAUAGCCGAAAUAAAGAAAAGAAAGCUGGAGAGGGAUGCGGCCAAGGCAAAGGAAAAGGAGGAGUCUAACAAGACAUGGUAA
This is a messenger RNA of Fusarium coffeatum, 1551 nucleotides long. RefSeq lists its product as uncharacterized. Gene Ontology annotation, molecular function: succinate-CoA ligase (ADP-forming) activity; ATP binding. The coding region runs from base 1 to 1551 and encodes 516 amino acids. Gene Ontology annotation, biological process: tricarboxylic acid cycle; succinyl-CoA metabolic process. Gene Ontology annotation, cellular component: succinate-CoA ligase complex; mitochondrion. NCBI's taxonomy places the organism in Eukaryota, Fungi, Ascomycota, Sordariomycetes, Hypocreales, Nectriaceae. The transcript has 5 exons. The record is from RefSeq and is a predicted model, not a curated record.